UGGUGUGAAGGCGGUGAUUCGGAGAUGGGAACGGCUGUGAUGAAGACACACAUCGGAAAUAAUCAUGGUUGUAUUAUCGAGUAAGUACGCUGUGCCAUGGAGAAAGCAACAGGUGGAAGCCAGAGCAUCGACAGAAGCCUGGAUACCCCUGAAAAGUUCGACAACCAGGACUAUCAGCAGCUCAAGCAGUCCUGUCUGAGCAAGAGGAUGCGCUACAUCGACGACAAGUUUCCCCCAGACACGAGAUCCAUCGGAGACGGAAUCCUGAAGUCUUCAGACAUGAAUAAAGUGGUGUGGGUCAGACCACAUAAAAUUGUUCCAAAUCCAUCUUUUGUUGUUGAUGGAAUCACCAGGUUUGACUUUGGCCAAGGCAUAGUGGGGAAUUGUUGGUUUUUGGCGUCCAUUGGAGCUGUGACAUUGCAAGAGCCCAUCCUGGCUCAGAUUAUCCCAAAGGACCAGACGUUUGAUGAGGACUACUGUGGUUUGUUCCACUUUAGGUUUUGGAGAUUUGGCCGGUGGGUGGAUGUUGUUAUUGAUGACAAACUCCCCACAAUCAAAGGCAGACUCAUCUUUGUCCACUCAAAAGACCCUGAAGAGUUCUGGCCUGCUUUGUUGGAAAAAGCCUAUGCUAAAGUAUGCGGCUCUUACUCAGACAUGAAUGCAGGGACCCCGGUUGAGGCUCUGGUGGACUUCACUGGUGGAGUUCACGUGUGUGUGGAGCUGUCCAGUCCUCCUCCAAACCUAUGGGAGCUCAUGAGCCACGCGAGACAGUCUCAGUCUCUGAUGGCAUGUGCCAUUCCACCAGGGGCAACAUCUGAGAAUACAGUCCUCCCAAAUGGACUGGUGAAUGGCCAUGCCUAUGCGGUAACAGGGGUCAAAGAGAUAAAGAUCCGGGGGCAGCUUGUUAAGCUGGUACGUUUGUGGAACCCAUGGGGCAAAGGAGAAUGGAAAGGAGACUGGAGUGAUAAGUCACGUUUCUGGCAAAUGGUGAGCCCCCAAGACCGUGCCACAUGCCUUGAUGUAAUUGAUGAUGGAGAGUUUUGGAUGACUUUGGAGGACUUCUGUAAGUUCUACUCAGACCUGAACAUCUGCUGCCUGUGUCCUGACUUCCUGGAUGGAAGCUCCACUUGUCACUGGAAAACCUCCUUCUAUGAGGGCCGAUGGGUGGCAGGCUCCACUGCAGGAGGGUGCUUGAACAACAGCGAUAGUUUCUGGAAAAAUCCACAGUAUCGUGUGAAGAUUGACAAGCUGUUGGACAAAUGUGCUGUAAACCAAGGAGAAAAUAAUAUGCUGGUAUCACUCAUGCAAAAACCUAAUAAGAGGAACAGGCGACAAGUAAAAAACCUGUACAUUGGAUUCUCCAUUUUUGCAGUGCCUGAUGCAGGAGUGGAAAAGUUUCCAGCUUCUUUCUUCAUUACAAACAGACCAGUGGCUCAAACCAACAAAUACGUAAAUGCUCGAGAGGUGAUGAAGCUUGUGAUGCUAAUGCCUGGGGAGUACCUCAUCGUACCAUCCACAUAUAAACCUGAUGAGACUGCUUCUUUUCUGCUGACUAUUGUCUCCAAGGCUGAGACCCAUACAAAAUAAUACAAAAUAGUACUCUAAUUUUUCGUUGUCAACUAUGAUAAAAUUGGUAAA
This is a messenger RNA of Boleophthalmus pectinirostris (great blue-spotted mudskipper), 1638 nucleotides long. RefSeq names its product calpain-1 catalytic subunit-like. Gene Ontology annotation, biological process: proteolysis. NCBI's taxonomy places the organism in Eukaryota, Metazoa, Chordata, Actinopteri, Gobiiformes, Gobiidae. Gene Ontology annotation, cellular component: cytoplasm. Gene Ontology annotation, molecular function: calcium-dependent cysteine-type endopeptidase activity. Bases 97 to 1587 code for a protein of 496 amino acids. The record is from RefSeq and is a predicted model, not a curated record. The transcript has 12 exons.